CAUAAGAUAGAUCUGCCAGGUAUGCUAUUAAAUUGCGUGCCAUUUUAUCUGAUCAGAAUUUCUGACUCGCCUAUCAUCGUCUUCAAUCAGCCAGACACCUUUUUUUUUUUUAAUCCGUGUCUAAAUCCUAAAGUUCCAAUCAAAUUUCACACUGUUUUUUUCUUCUUCUAAUAUCAAUCAUGACAGUUUACACUUCUUCGAAAAAUCAAGAUGAUGCUGAUCGUCAAACUGAGCCGAGUUCCUACUUUAAUUUACCGCCGCUGGAUGUUUCCGUUGCAUUCCCUCAGGCAACUCCGGCAUCUGUAUUUCCUCCUUCCGCUUCCGAUUAUUAUCAAUUCAAUGACCUAUUGACUACCGGAGAGCAGGCUCUUCGGAUGAAAGUCAGACAAUGUAUGGAAAAUGAAGUAGCGCCUAUAAUGACUGAGUACUGGGAGAAGGCGAAGUUUCCUUUUCAUAUUAUUCCUAAACUCGGUAGUCUUGGCAUUGUUGGCGGCACUAUUAAGGGUUAUGGGUGUCCUGGUCUCUCCAUUACUGGGAGUGCUAUUGCUACUGCAGAAGUUGCAAGAGUUGAUGCAAGUUGUUCUACUUUCAUUUUGGUGCAUUCAUCUCUGGCAAUGCUUACCAUCGCACUUUGUGGUUCGGAGGCACAAAAGCAAAAAUAUCUACCUUCUUUGGCUCAGUUUCGCACUGUAGCUUGUUGGGCUCUGACAGAACCUGAGUAUGGAAGUGAUGCUAGCUCUUUGAAAACUACAGCGAGAAAGGUAGAGGGAGGUUGGGUACUUGAGGGCCAGAAACGCUGGAUAGGUAACAGUACCUUUGCAGAUAUUUUGGUUAUAUUUGCUCGGAAUACUUCCACAAAUCAAAUAAAUGGAUACAUAGUAAAGAAGGAUGCCCCGGGCUUAACAGCUACAAAAAUAGAAAAUAAAAUUGGCUUGCGGAUUGUACAGAAUGGAGAUAUAGUGAUGAAGCAGGUUUUUGUCCCUGAUGAGGACAGGCUUCCUGGUGUCAAUUCCUUUCAAGAUACAAAUAAGGUCCUUGCUGUUUCGCGGGUGAUGGUUGCAUGGCAACCUAUUGGCAUAUCAAUGGGGAUAUAUGACAUGUGCCACAGGUAUCUAAAAGAAAGGAAACAGUUCGGAGCACCAUUAGCUGCGUUUCAAAUCAACCAACAGAAGCUUGUUCAAAUACUUGGCAAUGUUCAAGCAAUGACUCUUGUUGGUUGGCGUCUCUGCAAAUUAUACGAGAAGGGUACGAUGACUCCAGGUCAAGCCAGCAUGGCAAAGGCAUGGAUAACUUCAAAAGCAAGGGAAACAGCUUCUAUUGGACGAGAGUUGCUUGGUGGCAAUGGAAUUUUAUCUGAUUUUCUGGUUGCGAAGGCAUUCUGUGAUUUGGAGCCAAUUUACACAUACGAAGGCACCUACGACAUCAACACCUUGGUGACGGGUAGGGAAGUCACAGGUUUGGCCAGUUUUAAACCAGCUGCAUCGAGCAGACAAAGCCGCCUAUAAAUUCACAUAUGCCAGCUUGCUUCAUAGGUCCGAUGCUUUCGAGCCAAUGCAACUUAAUGAUCUCCAGAAUGGAAGUUAUACGAUAACACAUAUAGAUAUAAUGAUAUGUUUGGUGUCUUUUCAGAAGUGAAUAAAAACUUAUUUAAGAGAGGCAAAUGCAAGGAGCUAGUCUAGAAACAGAAACCAUAUAUACAACAGAGGCUAAUGCAUUUUGUUGAACUUAUCACAUGUCCAGUAACCUGUAUUUCUUUGAAUAAAGUCAACUCGUUUGCUGA
Mercurialis annua (annual mercury) is the source of this 1780-nucleotide messenger RNA. Its product is annotated as acyl-coenzyme A oxidase 4, peroxisomal. The transcript has 13 exons. NCBI's taxonomy places the organism in Eukaryota, Viridiplantae, Streptophyta, Magnoliopsida, Malpighiales, Euphorbiaceae. Gene Ontology annotation, cellular component: peroxisome. The coding region runs from base 180 to 1505 and encodes 441 amino acids. The record is from RefSeq and is a predicted model, not a curated record. Gene Ontology annotation, molecular function: flavin adenine dinucleotide binding; acyl-CoA dehydrogenase activity. Gene Ontology annotation, biological process: fatty acid beta-oxidation.